AUGAAACCGACAUCUUCGGUAUUCCCUCCCUCCAAGUCUCUUCCUCUCCUUCUCUCUCUAUCCCAGGACAAAUCCAAAUCCCGCUCCAAAUUCAGAUUCGAUUCGGAAUCGGAAUCGGAAUCGGAAUCUGAAUCCGAGCCCGAAUCUGAAUCUGAAUCUGAAACGGAAUCCGAGCCCGACCGUCCCUAUUCCUCAGAAGACACCGAAUCGAGCGAAUCGUCCUCUCCGCUCAUCUACUCGCACGUGAAAAGAAUGAACGAACCGCACGACAGCGCCGAGGAGGAAUCGGCCAUGUCGUGGAGCACGACGUCCUCCAGCCCUGAGAACGCUGUUUGCCUUGCGGAUUGAGUGUCAUCUAGCGCGCCGACCCUCCGUCGCUCCGCAACACGCGCGACCGCGUCACGGAAGCGCUCCACGGCAUGUUGGUUCGCUCUCCUCGCUGCCAUCUAGAAAGAAAGCGUCGGUCCUGCCUCCCCCCGUGCAGCUGCGCAUCGCGGCGCAGUCCAGCCGGAAGCGACGACGCUGGACGCAGGAGGAAGACGAGCUGCUGCGCGAGGGCGUGGAGAAGUGGGGCGAGGGGCGGUGGACGCUGAUCCGGACGCGGAUGGGGAUCGCGAGCCGCUCGCCGACGGACCUGAAGGAUCGCUGGCGCAACCUCAAGCGCGAUU
Molecule: messenger RNA, 668 nt
Organism: Blastocystis hominis
Lineage: Eukaryota; Bigyra; Opalinata; Blastocystidae
Exons: 2
Coding region: 1-348 (115 amino acids)
Source: RefSeq, a predicted model, not a curated record